AUGCAAUUCAUAACCCUCGAAGAGCACUACAUCUCCCCGGCCGUCCGCGCCUUAGCACCCUCCGACCCCUUCGCCGCCUUCCCAACCCCAACCAUCCAAAAGCUCGAAUCCCUCUCAAACGAAAGACUCGACGACAUGGACGCUGGCAACGUCGCCAUCCAGGUCCUCUCCCACGUACCAGGAACCUAUAGCCCGGCGGUAUGCACAAAGACGAACAACAGGCUCGCAUCCGCGAUAGCAAGGAACCCCUCACGGUUCGCUGGCUUCGCACUGCUACCGAUGGGUGAUCCGGAAGCCGCAGCAGCAGAGCUGGAGCGGUGCGUGGCGGAGCACGGGUUUAUGGGCGCUCUUUUGGAUAACCACAUCGAGGGGCGAUUCUACGACGGGGUGGAGUUCCGGUGUGUUUUCGGGAAGGCACAGGAGCUAGGUGUGCCGUUGUAUAUCCAUCCUGCGUGGGCGACUGAGGAGAUGGUGGAGCAUUAUAAGGGCAAUUAUGGGCAGGAGGUCGCUGUGGCAAUGAGUGCUUAUGGGUGGGGGUGGCAUUCUGAGACGGCGGUCCAUAUGCUGCGGCUUUAUGCGAGUGGGUUGUUUGAUGAGUUUCCGAAGUUGAAGAUUGUGCUGGGACAUAUGGGUGAGAUGUUGCCGUUUCAGCUGGAGAGAAUUAUUAGGGUUGCUGGGCGGUGGGGGUUGAAAAGGGGGUUUGCAGAGGUUUGGGAUGAGAACCUUUGGAUUACGACUAGUGGCAUGUUUGAUCUUGCGCCUUUGGCUUGUUUGUUGAGGACGACGAGGAUUGAAAGGGUGCUUUAUUCUGUUGAUUAUCCGUUUUCGGAUAAUCGGACGGGAGAGAAGUUCUUUGAAAGGGUGAAGGAGAGUGGAUUGAUAAGCGGGGAGGAUUUGGAGAAAUUUGCGCAUGGAAAUGCGGAAGCUUUGCUAGGCGUUGCUGUUAGGAAGUAG
Messenger RNA from Penicillium bovifimosum, 954 nucleotides. Its product is annotated as amidohydrolase family protein. Bases 1 to 954 code for a protein of 317 amino acids. Gene Ontology annotation, biological process: secondary metabolic process. Gene Ontology annotation, molecular function: hydrolase activity; carboxy-lyase activity. The record is from RefSeq and is a predicted model, not a curated record. NCBI's taxonomy places the organism in Eukaryota, Fungi, Ascomycota, Eurotiomycetes, Eurotiales, Aspergillaceae. The transcript has a single exon. Gene Ontology annotation, cellular component: cytoplasm; cytosol.